GAGCCACACUGAGAGAGAGAGAGAGAGAGAGAGAGAGAGAGAGAGAUUUUAGGGUUCCUUAAUUCUAUAGGGGCGGCUUAUAGAUGGGAAGGAGUCCUUGUUGUUCAAAGGAUGAGGGGUUGAAUAGAGGAGCAUGGACAGCUAUGGAAGACAAAGUGCUAACUGAAUAUAUCAGAAUUCAUGGUGAAGGGAAAUGGAGAAACCUUCCCAAAAGAGCAGGGCUCAAGAGAUGUGGCAAAAGUUGCAGGCUGCGAUGGUUGAACUACCUAAGACCUGACAUCAAGAGAGGAAACAUCACUCGUGAUGAAGAAGAGCUCAUCAUCAGGCUUCACAAGCUCCUGGGCAACAGAUGGUCUUUGAUAGCUGGAAGGCUUCCAGGCCGAACAGACAAUGAAAUCAAGAAUUAUUGGAACACUACAAUUGGAAAGAGAAUUCAAGUUGAAGGUCGCUCAUGUUCUGAUGGAAAUCGUAGACCAACCCAAGAAAAACCAAAACCUACGCUGUCACCUAAACCUAGUACAAAUAUUUCAUGCACCAAAGUGGUCAGAACCAAAGCAUCAAGGUGCACAAAAGUGGUCUUGCCCCAUGAGUCCCAAAAGUUUGGUUACAGUACUGAACAAGUGGUCAAUGCAGCACCAACACUAAACCAGGCGGUGAAUAAUCCAAUGGUGGGGAUUGAUGAACCUUUGUUACCAAUGUCAUUUUUGGACGAUGAAAACAAUAAUUCGUGUGAGUUUUUGGUGGAUUUUAAGAUGGACGAGAAUUUUCUAUCCGAUUUUCUUAAUGUCGAUUUCUCUGUGCUCUAUAACAAUGAGGGAGCUGGUAAAGCUGCUGCUGCUGCUACCACUGAAGACACGAGUAAUAAGUUGCAUGGCCCAGAUCUCCGAUCAUCCAAGGCUCCUAUCAUUGAAUCUGAAUUGGACUGCUGGCUCGUAGAUAAUUAAUACAGAUCAUUAAUCAAAUAAUAUAUCUUAGUUCAACCUUCAAAACCCUAAUUAGCUUAUUAUAUGCAUAAUUCCCUAUUAAUUAUGAGAAAAAUACUUGUAAUUAUUGUGUCUAUGUUUGUGUACGUGUGACGAUGAUGAAGUUGACUUUGAUUAUCUGGUAGUCAAAUGGAACAACGGCCCAAGUUUUUGAUCA
This is a messenger RNA of Malus domestica (apple), 1140 nucleotides long. RefSeq names its product transcription repressor MYB6-like (gene MYB11). NCBI's taxonomy places the organism in Eukaryota, Viridiplantae, Streptophyta, Magnoliopsida, Rosales, Rosaceae. The record is from RefSeq and is marked predicted.